UCAUCGCCAAGGCGGAGCCAGGCGGUAGCGGUGGGCGAGCGGGCGGGCUCAGCGCGCCCUCAUGGCCCUGGCGCCGGGUCAGCGGGCACGGUAGCCGGCUCCGGCUGUCGCCGCGGGUGAGUCAGAGCUGCCAAGGGAAGGCGGGCGGGACAUGAGCCUCGCCGCCGGGCUCCGACCGGCGGCCGGAGACUGAGCCACAAAGAAGUUUUCCCAGAGGCGGCGGCUCGGCGUUCCCCAUGCACGCUCCCGGCCGUCGGCCUUGGGGCGCUGCCCGGCAGGCACCUGGCGCCGAUCCCACCAUGGAGCCCCGCGCAGGGCUGCACAACAGCCCGGAUCUGUGCCGGGGCAAGCGGCUGAGCGUGGGGGAGCUCCGCUCCCUCUUCGAGGCUCGCUGCGCCGCCGUCGCUGCCGCCGCCGCCCGACAGCUGCCCGACCCGGCGAAGAGGGGCUGCCGGCCCCCCAACGGGGUGCUGCCACCCGUCAUCCCCCGCCUCACCAUCACUACCGAGGAGAGCGAAGAGGCGCAGAGCAGCCCCCAGGCGCAGCCGGCGCGCCCGGAGAGCGGCUGUCUGAGGACGGACAACUCGUUGCACCUGCAGUCCCGCAGGCUUUCCACCUCCUCGCUCUCCUCCACCGGCUCCUCGUCCCUCCUGGAGGACUCGGAGGACGACGUGCUGAGCGAUACGGAGUGCAGGAGCCAGGGCAUCGUGCACCUGGAGCACGGCGAGGAAUCCAACCAGAAAAAGGCAUGGCAUACAAUUAAAACCAUGGUUAACUUACCAGUCAUCAGCCCCUUCAAGAAACGCUACUCAUGGGUGCAGCUGGCUGGGCAUACAGGGAGUUUCAAGGCAGCUGAUAGUGGGAAGAUUCUGAAACGCUUCUCAGAGAAUGAAAAGGAGUGUUUUGAGAGGCUGAUGAAAGACCCACUACGCUCCUGUGUCCCUUGCUUCCAUGGUGUGGUGGAGAGGGAUGGGGAGAGCUACAUUCAGCUGGAUGACUUGCUUACUGAUUUUGAAGGGCCUUGUGUGAUGGACUGCAAGAUGGGAAUCAGGACAUACCUGGAGGAAGAGUUGACCAAAGCCCGUGAGAAACCCAAGCUGCGUAAGGACAUGUACAAGAAAAUGAUUGAAGUGGAUCCUCUGGCUCCCACAGCUGAAGAAAAUGCCCAACAUGCUGUCACCAAACCACGAUACAUGCAGUGGAGGGAAACCAUCAGCUCCACUGCUAACCUGGGCUUCAGGAUUGAAGGGAUUAAGAAGGCAGAUGGAACAUGUAACACAAACUUCAAAACUACGAAGACUCAGGAGCAGGUCCUUCAGGUUUUUGUGGAAUUCAUUGAGGGAAACACAACAAUUCUGAAAAAAUACCUCGAUCGUCUGCAGGAAAUUCAUAUCAUUCUUCAGUCCUCAGACUUCUUCAAGAGACAUGAGGUUGUUGGAAGUUCACUACUUUUUGUACAUGAUGGCAGUGGGAAUGCCAACGUGUGGCUGAUCGAUUUUGGGAAGACCACCCUUCUCCCUGAUGGGCAGACACUGGAUCACAGGAUCCCCUGGCAAGAAGGGAACAGGGAGGAUGGGUACCUGUUGGGAUUGGACAAUUUGAUUGGCAUCUUGGAAAGCAUCACUGAAAGAUGAGCUGAGAAAGGCACAAAACUUGGCAGGGCUGCUCUGUGAUUUUCUGCUCUACUGGGAUCGUUCAGUUAGAAGGAAACCUUUUACUCCCUCCAAAUUCCUGAUGGAGCAGGGGGAGCUGCAUCCAGAACCCAGCAGUUAGUGAUUAAAAUGACUUUGCAUCUGCCCUCUACGAACCUAAAAUAACUCCAGAGUGGUCUGUAUUGCCUAACUUCAGACUGGUCCUCAGAGAAUGAAGAUCUCCAUCCUCAGGAAUCACACCAGCAUGAGUCAAGAGGUCUGUGUGGUAAACCAGAAGGAUUGUGAUUUCUGGCAACAGGUGGGACUACAGAUUACCUCUUAGUGAAUCAGAGCAAGUGCUUGGGGAUUCAGGGUGGGAAUAACUUUUUUUCAGGAAACUGUUUUCAACCAGCAAGAGUUUCCUGUCCCCCUCCAGUUCCAAGUCUCCUUGCUUUUGUGUACAGUAGAGGUUGGACCAGUAACUUCUGCUGCAUGGCACUGGAGUGUGCACAAGGUGGAAAUGGGUGAGAGUCACAAGAAACCUGGAGCAAAGGGAGACAGCAGUCUGUAGUGGCUGGAUGGGGUAAUGUUGCCGACUCUUCCUCUUCCCUACCCUGGCCUCAAUUUGCUUCUACCCAAGAAGAGCCUUUGUUUUUAACGUAGCCUCUCAGAUUACAAAUAGUCUAGGGAGAGAGUAGCAGCCUGUUGUCUCCAAAAACAUUUGAAUUUCAGACUUGGUGGGUUGUUAGAAAAGUGCCCAGCUUGGCAAGUUUUGCCUCUUGGAGCUGAACUACAGUUCUGGAAAUCAGAAAUGACUCUUUUCGCACACAGACCAGGUAACUAAGACUUAUUGGGUGGGUUUUUUUUUAAAGCUUGUUUAUUUUUAGAUAAGCAUCCCUAUACACAGGCACAUCCGCUCACACACUAGUAGCCAGCAACCAGUAUGAUCUCUUAAGUCAUUGUUUGACUGUCUCCUAAUGUAUGUGACUUCUUGGCCAUGUUCCUGUUCCUAAAUAUGAUGCUGCCACUCAAACUGGUGCAGCAAUAGGGAAGGGCAAUGGUUCUGCAUUCACAGCAUUACACUAAUGUUGAGAUAAUUCCCAGGCAUCCUUCCUCCAAGGCAUUGGCUGCUAGCUCAGGGCAGUUUGGGGGAAGGAAUGUCAAUAAAUCACAUCCCCCAGUCCCUAUCUAGAGUCAUGGGGCCAUUGGUGGUUCAUUCUUCUCUUGCUGUGGCCCAGGCACAGCCACAGAAAAUUCACAGUGGUUAGCUAAAAAAAAAAAA
Calypte anna (Anna's hummingbird) is the source of this 2913-nucleotide messenger RNA. RefSeq names its product inositol-trisphosphate 3-kinase A (gene ITPKA). The record is from RefSeq and is a predicted model, not a curated record. Gene Ontology annotation, molecular function: inositol-1,4,5-trisphosphate 3-kinase activity; inositol tetrakisphosphate kinase activity. Bases 237 to 1634 code for a protein of 465 amino acids. Gene Ontology annotation, cellular component: cytoplasm; nucleus. Gene Ontology annotation, biological process: inositol phosphate biosynthetic process. NCBI's taxonomy places the organism in Eukaryota, Metazoa, Chordata, Aves, Apodiformes, Trochilidae. The transcript is spliced from 7 exons.